UUAUAAAUCAUUGUUUUUUAUGUUCUAAAUAUUUUUGUCUUUUCUUCCCUCCAUGUUGUAAGAAUCAUGACAUGGAAUCACAACUCAACCCAACUCCCCAUUACCUUAUUAGCUAAUUCCCUUACCAUUUUCACUAAUACAUACUAAAUACUCAAUUCCCCUCCCACUUUAACAUUUUUUAUUACUACCCAAUCCUCAGCAUUUGAUUGCUUUGAUAUGCUUAGCUUCAGUUUCUUGCUGUAAUGAGUUUAGUUUUCAAUAGUUCAGCAAUUCAGUUGGGUAGUUUCAGACCCAGAACCCAAAAACAUAGACAAUUCUCUUUUAAAACUACCAAAGAUUCAAUCUUUUUCAAUCCCAAUAACAUGAAUUCUUGUUUGUAUUUACACAAUUCCAUACCCAGAAAUUUAGAAACCAAAAUUCUGCUAAAUAAUCCCUUUAAAACUUCAAGUUUUAAUAGUGAUAUCAAGUAUGGUAGAGUAAAGCUUCAGUCUUUCAAGGUGAAGGGGGAUUUGGUUUUGAGGGCAAAGUCAGUUUUAAGUGUGGAUAAAGAGAUAAAUAAAGAGGGAAAUAAAAGAGUGAGUAAUUUUGAUGCUAUUGUUAUUGGGUCUGGAAUUGGUGGGUUGGUGGCUGCAGCUCAGCUGGGUGUGAAGGGAGCUAGGGUUUUGGUUUUGGAGAAGUAUGUGAUUCCUGGCGGAAGCUCUGGCUUUUAUGAGAGGGAUGGUUAUACUUUUGAUGUUGGCUCCUCUGUUAUGUUUGGUUUCAGUGAUAAGGGCAACUUAAAUUUGAUAACAAGAGCAUUGGCUGCAGUUGGCCGUAAGAUGGAGGUGAUUCCUGAUCCGACUACUGUUCAUUUCCAUCUACCCAAUGAUCUUUCUAUACGAGUUCACAGGGAGUACGAUGACUUCAUCGCGGAACUUACUGCUAAAUUUCCACAUGAAAAAGAAGGCAUCCUUAAAUUUUAUGGUGAAUGUUGGAAGAUAUUCAACGCGUUAAAUUCAUUGGAACUGAAGUCACUAGAGGAGCCAAUAUACCUGUUUGGACAGUUCUUCCAGAAGCCUCUCGAAUGCUUGACACUGGCUUAUUACCUGCCUCAAAAUGCUGGAGACAUAGCUCGGAAGUAUAUAAAGGAUCCGGAGCUGUUAUCUUUUCUUGAUGCGGAGUGUUUUAUAGUCAGCACAGUUAAUGCAUCGCAGACACCAAUGAUUAAUGCAGGCAUGGUUCUAUGUGAUAGGCAUUUCGGAGGAAUUAAUUACCCUGUAGGUGGUGUUGGUGGAAUUGCAAAGUCUCUGGUGGAUGGUCUGGUUGAUCAGGGUAGUGAAAUUAUGUACAAGGCAAAUGUGAAAAACAUCAUAUUGGAGAAUGGAAAGGCUGUGGGGGUGAGGCUUUCUGAUGGAAGAGAGUUCUAUGCCAAAACCGUAAUCUCAAAUGCUACAAGAUGGGAUACCUUUGGGAAGUUGUUAAAAGGUGAAAAACUUCCACAAGAAGAAGAAAAUUUCCAAAAAGUUUAUGUCAAGGCUCCAUCUUUUCUUUCCAUUCACAUGGGUGUAAAAGCUGAAGUUCUCCCUCCAGAUACGGAUUGCCAUCAUUUUGUGCUCGAGGAUGAAUGGGGAAGAUUAGAGAAGUCUUAUGGAAGUAUAUUUUUAAGCAUUCCAACUAUUCUUGAUUCAUCACUAGCUCCCGCAGGACAUCAUAUUCUUCACAUAUUCACGACUUCUUCGUUCGAUGACUGGGAGGGACUCUCUGUAAAGGACUAUGAGGCAAAGAAGGAGCUUAUAGCAGAUGAAAUUAUAAGCAGAUUGGAGAAGAAACUGUUUCCAGGGCUGAGAUCAUCAAUUACUUUUAUGGAGGUGGGGUCACCUAAGACACACAGGCGGUACCUAGCUCGUGAUAAAGGUACCUAUGGACCAAUGCCACGUAAAACUCCUAAAGGCUUACUGGGAAUGCCAUUCAAUACAACAGCAAUAGAUGGUCUGUACUGUGUUGGUGAUAGCUGUUUUCCAGGACAGGGUGUCAUAGCUGUAGCCUUUUCUGGAGUAAUGUGUGCUCAUCGUGUAGCUGCUGAUAUCGGACUGGAGAAGAAGUCACCUGUAAUGGAUGCUGCCCUCCUUCGACUUCUUGGCUGGUUAAGGACAUUGGCAUAAGUUGUUUGAUGGGAAGAAAUAUAAUUUGCCUUUUUGUUUUCCUAGCUAUUGAAGGCAGGUAUUUUUUACAUACAAUUUUUCUCAGUUAAAACAUAUGUUAGGGCUUUCCCCAACGUGUAUAGAGUAGUCAAAUAUCUUUCAUGUUUUUUCUUUUCGGGAAAGAAAAGAAAGCUGCUUCUUUUGUUUUUCUUUUUGCAUUUUGUUUAAGAGAAGGACGAUUCUGUCCUUAUGUAUUGAAAUAGUAAUCCUGUAAAUUAUCUUAGAAAGAAAUUUAUAAAA
Messenger RNA from Mercurialis annua (annual mercury), 2420 nucleotides. Its product is annotated as prolycopene isomerase, chloroplastic. The record is from RefSeq and is a predicted model, not a curated record. Lineage: Eukaryota; Viridiplantae; Streptophyta; Magnoliopsida; Malpighiales; Euphorbiaceae. The transcript has 13 exons. Bases 243 to 2141 code for a protein of 632 amino acids. Gene Ontology annotation, biological process: carotenoid biosynthetic process. Gene Ontology annotation, molecular function: oxidoreductase activity; carotenoid isomerase activity.